AUGUCCCUCGCUUUUCCUGGUUAUUCCACUCCGCCUGCUUCAACUUCUAACACUGACUACUUUUGUUUGAACUGUGCAAGAAUAUUCCAGAGCCAUGAAGAACUAGAACAUAAUCUCUCAUCUCCACAAAGCAAUUGUGGGCAAUGGCUUGCGGACGCUGAUCCAGAAUAUGAUAGUGAUUAUUGCGACGACCCAGAGACUGCACUGGAUAUGGUCAAUGAUCCUGGUGACGACUCUCAGCUGUAUGGGAGUGACUCUGAGGAUGAUGAAUAUGAAAAUUUGCAUGGGGGGACUGAGGAGGAACAUAGCGAAGCAGCUAUCCCAGUUCCUAUGGAUGUUGAACCCGACAGCAAUGCUCGUCAUGUUGAUGAGCCUGCAGUUAGUAAUAGCUAUGAUUUGCAUUCUAACAACUCUACAGGGUCUCGAGAUGCAUUCGGUAUAACCAGAGAUUGUCAUCCGAACAAGUCUUCAAGUUGGCCUGGUGGUCGGAAUUACUUACAGAAAAUGGAUGAAGACAUCUUUGUCCAUAUUCGAAAGGAGAAUCUACACUACCCAUUCACAUCACAAGAAGAGUGGGGUUUAGCGAACCGGCUGAGUUUGACCUCAUUAUCCCAACAGAAAAUUGACACAUUCUUACGACUUGAUAAUGUUAAACAACAGGAUUUAUGUUAUACUACCGCUAGGGACAUUCAGACUCAAAUAGAAUCAUUGCCGGAUGUCCCACACUGGAAGCAUGUAAACAUUACGGUGGGGCCUUACAAGACAAAGCGCCCCAUAACACUGUACUAUCGAGAAGGUAUAGAAGUAGUCGACAUGCUCUUCAGUAACCCUGUUUUCACUUCAUCCAUGGAUAUGGAGCCCUACAGGUUAUAUGAGCAGACAGAAAGAGGGGAAAAACGAGCAUAUGACAAGUUCAUGAGUGGAGAGCUUGCGUGGGACUUGCAAUCUUCAAUUCCCAGUGGUAAUACACUUGUGGGUAUCAUCACCGCUUCUGACAAAACCCCACUGACUGUAGGAACCGGCAACUUAGAGAUGCAUCCAGUCCUCCUAUCUCUCGCAAACAUACACCCAUCAGUUUGA
Serpula lacrymans var. lacrymans S7.9 is the source of this 1080-nucleotide messenger RNA. RefSeq lists its product as uncharacterized. Bases 1 to 1080 code for a protein of 359 amino acids. NCBI's taxonomy places the organism in Eukaryota, Fungi, Basidiomycota, Agaricomycetes, Boletales, Serpulaceae. The record is from RefSeq and is a predicted model, not a curated record. The transcript is spliced from 4 exons.